GUCCCCACUGUCCCCACUACCCCCAAUGUCCCCACUGUCCCCAUUGUCCCUGCUGUCCCCAUUGUCCCCAGGCGAAGGUGGAGGUGGCGGUGGCCCAGGAGCUGCAGCUCAGUGAGGACACGUGGGCGGAGGAGGUGACCAGCGAGGACCUGCAGGGGGGGUUGGCCACCCGCGUCACCGGGCUGCUGCGGGCGCACGUGGACCGAGCCCCCCAGAUCACCCCCGAAUUUGGGAUGGAGAUGGCCCACAGCCUCCUGGGCGUCUUGGUGGCCUUCUUGCACAGUUUCCAGCGCAAGGUGGAGCGGUUCCUGGAGGCCCCCGCUGAGGUCCCCCCCCCCGACGGUGCCAGCGGGAGGGCCAUGGCCCUGCUCAACUGCUGCCCCCCCUUCAGGGCCUUCGCUGAGCGCUUGGCCCAGUUCGGGCACCCCGAGAGCGAGGACCCACGGCGCCAGGCCCACACGGCGCUGGACAAGGUGAUGCGGCUCUGCAACCACGUCCUCACCCAGCACCUCUUCGAGGACCUCAAGGUGAAGUUGGGGUGUGGGGCUGGGGGGCACCCGUGGGGUCCCAGUGUCACCUGCGGGGUCCUGGUUCCCAUUUGUUGGGUUCUGGGUUCCAUCCCUUGGGUCCCAGUGCUGCCCCAUUGGGUUCUGAGCAUGAUCCCAUGGUCCCAGUGCUGCCCCAUUGGGUUCUGAGCUGGAUCCCAUGUUCCCAGUGCCGCCCAUUGGGUUCUGAGCUGGAUCCCAUUGUCCCAGUUCCCAUCUGUUGGGUUCUGAGCUGGAUCCCAUGGUCCCAGUGCUGCCCCAUUGGGUUCUGAGCU
Numida meleagris (helmeted guineafowl) is the source of this 820-nucleotide messenger RNA. Its product is annotated as exocyst complex component 3-like protein 2. NCBI's taxonomy places the organism in Eukaryota, Metazoa, Chordata, Aves, Galliformes, Numididae. The record is from RefSeq and is a predicted model, not a curated record. Gene Ontology annotation, cellular component: exocyst. Gene Ontology annotation, biological process: exocyst localization; exocytosis. The transcript is spliced from 4 exons. Gene Ontology annotation, molecular function: SNARE binding. Bases 234 to 695 code for a protein of 153 amino acids.